Molecule: messenger RNA, 3159 nt
Organism: Venturia canescens
Lineage: Eukaryota; Metazoa; Arthropoda; Insecta; Hymenoptera; Ichneumonidae
Product: serine-rich adhesin for platelets-like
Exons: 2
Coding region: 368-2464 (698 amino acids)
Source: RefSeq, a predicted model, not a curated record
UUGUGUACGUUCGUUUGUUUUUUGUUUCCUGCAUGAGGGAGAAAUUAUUUCUAUUUAUUAUUUUUACUUAGACAUCUGGAAAUAAUAUAGGAUACACCUCACAUGGUCUGUCAAUUAAGGAAACGCAAGAGUUAAUUUUUAGAUGACAUUUUCAGUUAAUGAAAAGAUUCGUUUAAAUCUCGAGGGGAAAUUGAGACAAACCGAUUGUCGUAUUAUUCACUAUAUAAGAAAGAAUGUGAGGAAUAUAAUAUUCUGCGCUCUUUUGCUUUGUAAUUUUUUAUUCAUAACCUUUAUGAUAAACGUGAAUAUAUAGUAAAAGUUUUGAGUGGAAAAAUAAUAGAAGACCUCGGUCAAAGCCUCGGAAAAUAUGAGUGUUAAUAAAAUUAAAAGUCUCAAACUUCAACGACACAAUGAAUCUGCCAACAAACUCGAAGAUACGUCGAUAUCAAUUCUGAACGAUGAGAAGAGAGAAAGCGGAGAGAUAUGGCCACAACAUCAAGAAACACUGACACCAGUUCACAGUACACCGAAGCGGUCAUCAGUAAAGUCAAGUGGGAUGCAAGAGCAAUUGGAGAAUCAUACAAGCCCGAUGCUGUUGCCUUGCACACAAGACGGUAAUGAAGUAGCUUGGGACUGGCAAAGUCCGUUAGCAAAAUCAGCAGCUACUAACAGAAGCAAAACGAAUGCUGAAAAUGUUGGAACGCCGAAACGAAAGAUGUUACUACAAAAAAAACGUAAUUCGAAUUCCCCGUUGUUGUACAAGCCCUCGAAAAGAAAAAUAAUGAACAAUGACAAUCAACAAGAAUGUUUUGAGAUAUUUACUGCUGAGAUGAAGGCUCUCUCAGAGCAAAUAAAAACUGUGCCAAAGGACGAAGAUAAUCGAGUGGGAAGAAUUGAAAAUGAAGAAAAAAUCGAGGGGGGCGAAAUUGAAUCAUUGAUCAAUAUCGAUAUCGAAGAUUUUGGGGAUUGCGGAACAAAGGUUGAAGCAAAGAACGAAGUCGCGGGGUCGACUUGGAAAAAGCCCGAAUCUUCGAUCGGUAAAACAUGUAUAGACGAUCUUUUCGACGAAUCGAUCGAAGACUCAAUGGUUAAGUGUAGCCAAGAAGUCGAGGAGAAAUUGAAACUCGAAAGCUCGAAAACAAAUUCGUCUGGUAACAACAGUUUGAAAGAUUUGUCUUGGCAUCAACAAUCCUACAGUUUCCUUAGUUCAAAAGACAAGUCGAGUGAAAAGAAUCAAAUUCCCUCUUCCUCCAGACUCACCGAAAGUAUAAAUACGAAAAUGAAGCCGUCUGAUCCAGCAAUUGGAAAAGAAUUAAGCAAAACUCAUUCGAUUUGCUCAAAACUACAGAGUACUUCAAACACAGCUGAUAAAUUAAAAAAUGACAAGUCAGCUGCAAAAGAAUUGCAAAAGACUUGCGUGGCAGGCUCGAAAACAAAAAGCUCUCCGAAUGAGCCCAGGAAAGUAGAAGCAACAGUCAUGAGAAGUGGAAAUUCUUCAAAAUUUUCCUGUCUAAAUAACAACAUCGAAACAGCUUCAGUUUCCAAGACGAAUCCCAGUGCGACGACGAAGCAGAAUGAAAUUUUCGAGAUUCCCGAUGACUCGUUUGACGAGGACUUUCUUGACGUUUGCUUCGACGACGUUGAAAAUAUAGCUGUGGAAAAACCAAGCGAGAGUAAUCAAUUAUCGAACCGUUACGGCAAAUUUUACACGAGUCCUCAUUCAAAUGUGUCUUCAGAUACCAGAGGCGGAGGGCAAUUCGUGGGAACAGCAAAAAAAUUAUUACUUCCACCUCCUCCGGAAACUUCGAGACUGAAAAACGAUUUGAAGAAUUUUUCACGUACUUCGAGCACCGAAAGUAUCGAUGUGAAAUUGACGGCUUUGCAACAAUCACAAUCAUCGACAACAAACACAUCGAGGAAAUUUUUUAAAACAAAAAGCCUCUCGACUUCGAGUUUUGAUGAUCAUAUCGUGGAUCUGGGCAGGAUUUCGUCAAUAGCAACGGUCUCCAAAAUCGUAACAGCAAACCCGACCAACGGGAAAGACGGAAAAAGUAACUUUUGCCUAAAAAGCUCGUCAGUAAGUACAGAACAACAACACAAGCAACAACGACAACAGCACGAACAACAACAACAUAAAACAUCGAUUGAUAUGUUUACGAAUAAUGCAUGGCCAAGAACAAACGGUGAACAUAAUAAUGGAAUUACACAUUUCAACAGAAACGCACCAAGAGACGAUGGUAACCGAUUAAAUAUAAUAAGCGAAAGUCUACAGAAGCAACAUAUCAGCGUUAAAAAUGGAACGACUGGCUCACAGUCAAUGCAAAUGUGUACCCCUGAGGAGAUUGAAAGAAAACGUCGGGAGGCUAAACUAAAGCUUGAAAUGAAGAGAAAAUUGCAAGCCCGUUCCAAGUCAGCCGGUAUACUAACGGAUUUUCCACCAAACAGGGCACCCGUUAAAAGGUGAAAGAGGUUGAAAGAAUACAGAAAUACAAAUUGAAUUCAGCCUCAUUGGUUAGUUCUACUUCCAUUCCAAUGUUAACGAAAACUUUUAAUCGGUUAAUGAUUGUUGCUUUCUCAAAGCCGCUCAUUAGUAAUCUUAACAAAUUAUCCAAUGAUCUUUCGAGACAUUGAAAUUUCCUUUCUUUACCUGCAUCAGGUGAUCAAUCGUCCCGGUAUUCAAACAGCUUACCAUGAACAGAUUAUAAUUAGUAGAUCGAGCUAACGAUUGAUUUACUGAAUUAUUUUUGUACACAUCCAGAGUAAUCGAACAGUGAGCGAAGUACAAAGAAUAGCACGACACAAUGUAUGAGUACAGACGGGAGUUGGAAAUUGCACGAUUUUUGUGCAUUGCUGAAAUUUGCAACGUUAGAACUGAACGAUUUUCUCUAAUAUUUCGCAUUGCUACAUUUGUCCUUUGAUAGGAGAUGCAAUAAAAAUUUUACAGCAGAACCAAAAACUGCAAAAUCAAUGAAAACAUUUAUAUGCACUGAAAUGAAAUUCCGUCACGUUCUAACGAUGCGAAUCUCAACAACAACGAUCUCUCGUUCUACUUAUUAUUUAUGUUAAAAUUUUGUUAUUAUGUUAAAUAAAUAAGUUUUGUUACUUUGCUAAGACAGUCUCGUACAGAGGGGUCAUGUCAAUACAUAAUUGGCUCAGUGA